AUGAUAGCGAAGCCCUCAUCCGUCCUGGAUCUUUUCCUGGCACAGGCUCGGCAGCAGCCGAGCGGAAUCGCAGUUUCCAAAGCAGGCGUGAAUCUGAACUAUUCAGCGCUUGAUCGUGAAUCGGACGCCGUCGCUGAGCUGCUACAGCACCGCGGUGUCGUCUCGGGGGAUAUUGUCCCCGUCAUUUCAUCGAGAUGCUUGGAGCUGCCUGUGUGUGUCCUUGCCAUUCUCAAAGUCGGCGCCGCUUUUGUCCCCAUCGAGGCCGGCACCUGGAGCCGCGCGCGCAUCGACGCCGUGCUGGCUCGGCUUGACUUCAAAACAGUAAUUGCCACCGGCGACGAAAAUUAUGGAGUAUCCAUGAUUCAAGGUGUCGAGCUCGGAGAUGCUAUCCGGGCCGCUCGCACAACGGCCACGCCAACACAGCCUCGUCAACGAUGCCUUGCGCCUCGUUCUAUGGCGUACAUAAUAUUCACCUCGGGCACCACUAGCACGCCGAAAGGAGUGUGCGUCGCACAUGAAACUCUUCUGAAUUGCGUCGCCCCGGGGCAUGAGGAUGCGCCGAUAAAUUUCGGCGUACGUCCUGGAGACACAACCCUGGCGCUCUUCUCCAUCGCCUUCGAUAUCUUUUAUGGUGCUCUAUUCAACACAAUAUGCAAUGGUGGCCGUUUAUUAUUCUCCGAAACAUCCUCCUUCAUAGACGACGCGAAGAACUGUACGAUUCUACCAGCCACUCCUGCGCUGCUCUCAGCCAUCGCAGAUCCAUCGACGUAUUCGAACAUUCGCACAUUAUUUAUCGGGGGUGAAUCUUCACCGCCGAGUCUUAUAAAGAAAUGGUCAGCCCAUAAUCGCCAGCUGUGGAAUGGCUACGGCCCUACUGAAACUACCAUUUCCUUGACCAUGGGAGAACUACGACCAGGGCGUCCCAUUACUCUCGGUACACCAGUCAGAAAUAGCAAGCUGGUCUUGCUAAACCACAACUUGGAAGAGAGCGAUGAAGGGGAGAUUGGCGUCAUGGGAUCAGCGGUCUUAGCCCUUGGCUACUACAAAGAUCCGCAGAAGACGGACGAAAAGUUCAUCCACUGGCGCGGCAAUCGACUAUACUUGACUGGCGACUUGGCCAAGCGGACAGAGGACGGGCUAAUAUUCCUCGGUCGGAAAGAUCAAAUGGUCAAGAACCGAGGCUUUUUGGUCAAUCUGGAAGCCGAAGUUGUCCCUGCAAUCUGCUCCCAGCCUGGAGUCGAGUCAGCCGCCGCUGUCAUGCACCUUCAGCGCCUGGUCGCUUUUAUAACACCAGCGUCACUUGAUGGGACAACGUUACGACAAAACAUGCGCUCAGAGUUUGAUUCGUUUAUAGUACCGGACGAAGUAUACUCCCUUGAUGAGCUUCCACAAACCACAAACGGAAAAAUCGAUCACAGGUCGCUACUCCAGGAGCUGAGUCGGAAGAAACUACGUCCGCCACCGAUCCAAUCCACAUCUACGGGCAUUCUACUGGCCCUCGAAGAAGCCGUUGGGCAAUGUCUUGAAAUCCCAAGUACGUUUGUGGAUGUGAAUAAGUCCUUCACUGGAUUAGGCGGAAACUCACUGCUUGGAAUCAAGCUGCUUUCGAUUUUGCGACAAAAAGGGCUGACAGCGUCAACAAUCGCACUUUUCUCACUACCCAGCCUCGUGGAAGUUUCCAAAGUAUUAGAAGUCAUCGAGGAUGCUGAUGGUGUAUUGGAUUUGGUCCCCAAUGUUGGCGUUUCUAGCUUGAAGCCGAGCCACAAUGAAUCCUCAAAGGCUUCAUUUGCCAUGACAGAUGUCCAGAAAGGAAUCAUCAGAUCAUCAUUAAAAGAGCCGUUAACCGGGUAUAUGCUUGUAACGAUAUCACUACAUGCAUCUCAGAACGACAUUGAUGGAGAUGCCCUGAGUAGGGCAUGGGAGUUGGUUUUGGCAGAUUAUGAGUUAUUUCGCUCCAGUUUCGAGCCGGCAAACGAGAGUUUCACGAUCUCAACAACAUAUGUGCAUGACUGGAAGACGGCAUUUUCAACGAAAGCUACCAUGCCAGACGAUAUUGCGCGCGAAUCUGAAUUACUACUGCAGGCGGCCAAGUCAAACACCAGGGACGGCAACAUCUUUACACCAGUGAAUGCGUUUCGACUUAUUUUGUCCCCAGAAAAAUCCUCUGUUCUGUUAUGGCUCAUUCAUCAUUCGUUGGUGGAUGGUUGGUCCGUCGGAGAAAUUUUGAGCCAAGUCAGACGGCAGAUGGACAACGAUCGUCACGAGCCACCGACAAAACAAUUCUCGACAUACUCGCAGUCUUUAAGCGCAUUCUCAAAAAUUGCACAAGGGAAAGCAGAGAAGUUUUGGACCAAUCGACUCGAGAAUGUUACGGAGGGAACAGCUCUCAACAUUUGGAACCCGCUCGGCCAAGCCUCAAAGGCCGGAGCUAUUGCGGACGAGAGCAUCAGCACUGGCCUGUCCUUGGCGCAGCUCAACGUCGGCGCUCAAUCGCUCGAAGUUUCAUCUGCAGUAGUUUUACAUACUGCUUGGGCUGUCUUACUCAGCAAUUACGCAGACAAGGAUGAAGUCGUUUUCGGCAGCGUCUUCUCUGGCCGAAGCUUCCCACGGGAAGAUGUUGCCGAGGUUGUUGGGCCGAUAAUAAAUACUUGCCCUUUUCCGGUCCGUGUCUCCGAAUCUGGCAGCAAGUACGAUGCACUUCAAAGUGUAAAGGAAGUCCUGCUCGGGAUUGCGGACCAUCAGUGGUCUGCAUCUGCGAUGCUCCAGCAGUUAGCACCCGGAACAAUGUCCCGACUCUUUCAAACUGCCCUCUUCUUAGAGUAUGAUUUGCCAAUGAACAGUUCUGUUGCUGGCAAGCCCGAAACCAAGUGGGACAUCAAUAAAAGAGGCUGGCCAGAAUUUGGACUUACGCUUCAAGUCCAACAGGCUGCUGGAGAGAUCAUCCUGCGUGUGGUUUACGAUCCUGGCGACUACCAAAAAGACUCCAUGUCUCCACUUCUCCAUCACUUCCGAAAUAUUUGUCUUGCAUUACUGGAUCCAAACGUCUUGCAAUUGAAAACAGUCAAGGACAUGAUGCUUACUUCCUUCACCCGUCUCAACCUGACUCGAAACUCGCCUUUGCUCUACAGUCCCUACUCAGGGUCACGGAGUCUAAAGGAGAAGUUCGAGCAUGGUGUGAGAUGCUGGCCGGAUGCUGUUGCCAUUGAGUCCAGCGACGAAUCAUACACAUACUCUGAGCUGAAUUGCAUAAGCAAUUAUGUGGCCAGGGUCAUCUCCGAGCUGGCAGGCCCAAAGCAAGUCGUGGCUGUGCUCGCAGACGGGAGCAGAUACUGGUUGAUUUGUGCCCUGGCAGUUAUCAAAGCUGGAGCCAUAUACCUCCCUUUGGAUACGAAAUUACCUAGUGAGAGGAUGAAGAGUAUGAUACGUACUGCUGGCGUAGUACUAUGCGUCUAUCCCAACUCAAAAUGUCACGAGCUUCGCUCAUCGCUUCCGGGAGCUCACUUGUUGGCCGAGAAGAUUAUCCAUAAUUUCAACUCAUUGGAAAAUCGGAUCGAGGCGCUGGAAAGCACAACAGACAUAGAUGAUUAUGCUUACGUCAUGUUUACGUCCGGCUCUACUGGCACUCCAAAGGGGAUCAAGGUCACUCAUAGAGCAACUCUUUCGCACUUGUCUUUUGAGCCGGCCAGACUACAUGCCCGACCAGGCAGACGGCUCGCGCAAAUGUUCUCACCAGGAUUUGACGUGAGCAUUGCGGAAAUAUUUGGCACUCUUUGCUAUGGAGCAACCUUGGUUCUCAAAGAUGACGCAGACGGGCUCGCCCAUUUGAGCCGGGUGAAUGCAACCAUGGCGACACCUUCCCUUCUGGCUACGCUGCCCCCUGACAAAUUUCGGAACCUCGACACAAUUUAUCUCAUUGGUGAAGACGUACCACAAGUGCUAUGCGACUCCUGGGCUGGUGGUCGAACUCUGUACAACUUUUACGGGCCCUGCGAAUGCACCAUUGCCGCGACCUGGACCCAGAUUGAGCCGGGGAAGCCCGUUACUAUCGGAAAGACGGUACCUCGAGUCGGCGCAUACGUGCUUGACAGAUAUAAACGGCCGGUUCCUGCUGGAGUGAUUGGCGAGAUCUGCAUCUCCGGUGUACAAGUCAUGGAGGGCUACAUCGGCACGGAUGCAGAGGCCAUCACCAAGAGAGCAUUUGGCCCAGACCCUUUCGACCGCAAUCACCGCAUGUACAAGACGGGCGAUCGCGGUGCUUGGACAUCGUCUAUGGAUCUGAAGUUUCUGGGUAGAGUCGAUCAUCAAGUCAAGGUUCGUGGCUAUCGAGUGGAACUUGAUGAGAUUGAGAACUUGAUCCGAAACGCCGACGCCAGUGUCAGUCGUGUGACCGCCAUGGUUGUCCAAGACGCUAUAUAUGCUUUUGCUGUACCAGAGACCGUAAAGGAAGGCGAUUUAAUAAGUAAGCUAUGUCGACAGUUGCCCACGUACGCUGUACCACAACGCAUAUUCGCACUCCCAAGUCUGCCUUUCACUCCGAACCAAAAGCUGGAUCGAAAAGCUUUGGGUACCAUGGUCACGACUGCACCGAAGAUUCAGAAAAAGAAUCAAACCCUCACCCCAAUAGAAUCGCUCAUUGGGCAAAAAUGGGCUGAAAGUAUCGGCCUUGAGACUCCAACUGGACUGGGACCGGAGGAUGAUUUCCUGGCCAUUGGUGGCAACUCUCUGCGCCAGAUUACCGUCGCUCGGCAAGUCUGCGCACAUCUCGGCCAAAAUAUCCCCCUGAGUCUCUUCAUUCACAAUACAAAGAUGCGCACACUCGCCAAGGCAAUAGAAACCCACACGGCAGGGCAGCAGAGGAACGGUGGUGUGGGAUUCGACCUGUUCACGCCAACCGCUCACAACGGGGUUUCCUAUCUUGAAGAAAUGCGAUACCACAAGCAUAACAGCUCCACAACUCCAUCAGCCCUCAAUGUCGCCUUUGUUGUCACAUUUUCUGGGGAUGUCAAGACCAAUUUGCUGAUGCAGGCAAUCAAGAAGGUCAUGUCAGCGAGCGAUAUCUUCAGGACAUGCUUUGCAAGGCAGGGUGCAUCGCUUCGGAGAAAGAUUUUACCGAAAACACCCGAGGUGAUGCACGAGGAGCUUCAUUCAGGCAGGAUAGUGUCUGCAUUGGUAGACUUGCCUUUCAACCUCGAAACUGGACCGCUCACAAGAAUUGCAAUGAUGGGAAGCGGCCAAGUUGUUCAGGUCGUCUUCGUACAGCAUCACAUCAUUACCGACCAAACUUCCGUCGCCCUUUUCUUCAGACAAGUGGGCGAAAUAUACUCUGGCCUCCUCUCUGGGACGGAUGUUGUCAUGAAACCCCCUCGACCAUACGCCGACUGGGCGCAGUGGAAGAAUCGUCGACUUACAGAACCCCCGACUACAGAAGAUGUAAACUUUUGGAAAUCCCAUCUGCGCAACGUCUCCAAUCUGGUGCAUCGUUGUCCUCAGCCGCCAAAAACUCUCCAAGAUGCCGCGCAUUCCACAGUGGCAAGGCUCAAAAAGCCAGCGUCGGCCGCAGCUUUGGGCUUGUUUCUAGGGGUGACGGCAGUGGCCUGGAGCCGUGUUUUCAGUGUCGACUCUGCCGUUAUAGCGAUCCCGUGGAUUGAUCGCGCAGAGCCAGGCACGGGGGACAUGUACGGAAUUUUCCUGGAUGCACUGCCCGUGUGUAUACGGUCAGCUCGAACACGUAACUUGGGCACCAUUGUCACUGAAGCAAGUGCGGCAGUGAAGUCAGUUUUGAGUCACGCUCUCCCCUCCCCGCAAAUCCGGCGUAUUGUUCAAGAAGAGUCACUGUUUGGCGUGGUGCUGGUGUACAACAGGAUGCAGGACCAAGUGUCUGCUGGGCUUGAUCUACAGGGCGUGUCAGUUACGAGCGCGGCGAAGCGAGCGGCGGGUGCCAAAUAUCCCGUGCUCAUAGAGUUUACCGAGGGCGAGGAUUUUAUAAGCCUUGAGAUUGAAUAUUUCAAAGAGGCUCUAAGUGCCAAAGCUCUAAAACAGCUUGAAGAGGAGCUAGCCAGUCUGUUGGAGGAAAUAAGUCAGUAG
Messenger RNA from Penicillium subrubescens, 6084 nucleotides. RefSeq lists its product as uncharacterized. Gene Ontology annotation, molecular function: catalytic activity; phosphopantetheine binding. Lineage: Eukaryota; Fungi; Ascomycota; Eurotiomycetes; Eurotiales; Aspergillaceae. Gene Ontology annotation, cellular component: cytoplasm. Bases 1 to 6084 code for a protein of 2027 amino acids. The record is from RefSeq and is a predicted model, not a curated record. Gene Ontology annotation, biological process: secondary metabolite biosynthetic process; amino acid activation for nonribosomal peptide biosynthetic process. The transcript is spliced from 2 exons.